AUGGAAAACUACAAUCAAACAUCUACUGAUUUCAUUUUACUGGGGUUAUUCCUACCAUCAAGAAUUGGCCUUUUCCUCUUCAUCUUAAUUGUCCUCAUUUUCCUAACAGCUAUGUUUGGUAACCUGUCCAUGAUCCUUCUUAUCCUCCUGGACACCCAUCUCCACACACCCAUGUAUUUCCUACUCAGUCAGCUCUCCCUCAUGGAUCUGAACUGCAUCUCCACCAUUGUCCCCAAAAUGGCUUCCAAUUUUCUGUUUGGAAACAAGUCUAUCUCUUUCAUUGGGUGUGGGGUUCAGAGCUUCUUCUUCUUGACUUUAGCAGGUGCAGAAGGCCUACUAUUGGCAUCUAUGGCCUAUGAUCGUUACAUAGCUAUCUGCUUUCCUCUCCACUAUCCCAUCCAUAUGAGCAAAAGAGUGUGUGUGCUGAUGAUAAUAGGAUCUUGGAUAAUGGGCUCUAUCAACUCCUGUGCCCACACAGUAUAUGCCCUCCAAAUCCCUUAUUGCCGAUCCAGGGUCAUCAAUCAUUUCUUCUGUGAUGUCCCAGCCAUGUUGACUCUGGCCUGCGUGGACACCUGGGUCUAUGAGUACACAGUGUUUGUGAGCACCACCCUCUUCCUAGUGUUGCCUUUCCUUGGUAUUGCAUAUUCCUACGGCCAGGUUCUCCUUGCUGUCUAUCGCAUGCACUCUGCAGAAGGGCGGAAGAAGGCCUAUUCAACCUGCAGCACCCACCUCACUGUGGUGAUUUUCUACAUUGCAACUUUUGUUUCCACUUAUCUACGCCCAAGAUCCCUCCGAUCUCCAACAGAGGACAAGGUUCUGGCUGUGUUCUACACUAUCCUGACCCCGAUGCUCAACCCCAUUAUUUACAGCCUAAGAAACAAGGAGGUGAUAGGAGCCCUGAGAAGAGCGAUUCAGAGAAUCCACUCUGUGGAAAUGUAGACAAACUAUCUACGUUAGUCACCAAAGCUCAGUUUCACAUCAAUUCA
Molecule: messenger RNA, 986 nt
Organism: Ceratotherium simum simum (southern white rhinoceros)
Lineage: Eukaryota; Metazoa; Chordata; Mammalia; Perissodactyla; Rhinocerotidae
Product: olfactory receptor 2L5-like
Biological process (GO): G protein-coupled receptor signaling pathway
Cellular component (GO): membrane
Molecular function (GO): G protein-coupled receptor activity; olfactory receptor activity
Source: RefSeq, a predicted model, not a curated record